Messenger RNA from Macadamia integrifolia, 1145 nucleotides. RefSeq names its product remorin 4.1-like. The transcript is spliced from 2 exons. Lineage: Eukaryota; Viridiplantae; Streptophyta; Magnoliopsida; Proteales; Proteaceae. The record is from RefSeq and is a predicted model, not a curated record. Bases 92 to 889 code for a protein of 265 amino acids.
UGUGCUUUGCAUACAAACAAGAGCUGUCCUAACAACAUUUCCUCCAUUUUGUUCUUCUUCCUUUUUCAGAUAGUGCUCAUAUAGUAUAGUUAUGUCGAAUUCUGAUCAAAGAGCUUCUUCUACUAGCAAUGGAGUAGGAAGUGAAGAUGAAGGUGAUGAACAAGUCAGGGAAAUCCAUGUCUUGACACCCCCUACGCCGCCGCCGCCGCAGAACAGGGCUCGUGGGAGUGACUCUUGGGAGAUUAAUAGCCACAGAUUGUCCAGUAGUGAUAGCUUUACGAGCGAGAAUUCCACGAGCAUGAGUCGAGAAUUUAAUGCUCUAUUGGUUGCAGGGUCGACGAUCGGUAACACUGGCAAUGAAAAUGAAGGUGGGAACAACAACCUUGGUAGGAUUGGAGAGGAUGAUGAGGUACCGCAAGAAGAAGAGGAAACAAACCCAUUAGCUAUCGUCCCAGAUAACAGCCACCCCUUGGAUCAUGUUGGUGGUUCUUCAUCUUCUGCAAAUAUUAAUGGUGGUCUCACUGAAGAAAUGUCCACGCAUAGGGUGAAGCGAGAAGAGAUUGAAUCGAAGAUAUCGGCAUGGCAGACGGCCAAGAUUGCCAAGGUUAACAACAGGUUCAAGAGGGAAGAUGCUGUCAUCAAUGGGUGGAAGAGUGAGCAAGUCCAGAAAGCUGAAUCUGCCUUGAAGAAAGUUGAGAGGAAGCUAGAGGAGAAAAGGGCCAGAGCUAUAGAGGAAAUGCAAAACGAGGUGGCAAAGGCACAUAGAAAGGCAGAGGAGAGGCGAGCAUCGUCUGAGGCCAAGAGGGGAACCAAAGUGGCUAAGAUUUUUGAGAUAUCCAAUAUGCUAAGGGCCAUCGGAAGGGCUCCCACCAAACGAUCCUUCUUUUAAGUCCUUUUAGACAUACAUUUAGAAAAGGAAAUUAGGAUUGGAUCAUUUUCUGUUUUUCAAUGUUGAAGGUUGCCCUUAUCAAUUAAUUCAGUGAUUGAAGGUUUGAAACCCAUAUAUACUCUGGUUCAGGAAAUGAUGCUUUUUUUUUUCUCUCUAGUGUGUUAAUUAGUGGUUAGUAUUUUGAUUUGAAUGGGGAAAAAGGUUUCUAUCCAAACUGAUUUGAGUACUCAUGUACAGUUCGUUUGCUUUUUAAGUA